UCGUGACAGCAGUAGAAAAAACUGUGUGUUUGCGUUCCGUGAAACUCAGCCACAGCUGACACACACAAAAUAUAUUAUUUAUUUUCAACAAUGUUGUAAACCAAAUAUAAUAACACCCCAAAAUGUGGAUUAUUUUUAGUGCAGUUUGUGUACAAAUAGUCUUUCUCCUUUCAGUAUUUGAUAUUCAUUUUCAUUCACCGAUCGUGAAGGGAAUGUCUCCAUCUGCCAACCCGAUUCCGGCACCGGCUAAACGAUUAGUACUUUUCUCAGCGGACGGAUUGAGAUUUGAUACCUUUCUCAGCUAUGGAAAUGAUCGAGAACCUAACGCCAAAUUUCUCAGAUCGGUGGCAAGCAGUCGAGGAAAAUGGGGAUUGUCAAGUACUAGAGUUCCAACCGAGUCCCGUCCGGGACAUGUAGCAAUGAUUGCUGGACUGUACGAGGAUCCAUCUGCCGUAUUCAGAGGCUGGAAAGAAAACCCAGUUGAAUUUGACUCUGUUUUCAAUCAGAGCAGUUACACAUUUGGGUGGGGUAGCCCAGAUAUUCUUUCAAUGUUCUCAAAAGGAACAAAAGGGAAUGUGAUCACUUUCACUUAUUCUUCAGAAAGUGAGCAGUUCACUGGACAUGAUGCUUACAAACUUGAUGAAUGGGUUUUUGAGCAUUUUGAACGAUUUAUACAAAUGGCUCCACAUAAUGCCACCAUCUCCAACAUGUUAGAACAGCAACAGUUGAUAUUUUUUGUACACCUUUUGGGAUUAGACACUAAUGGUCACACCAAUAAGCCCCAUUCUACUUUGUAUACUGAUAACCUUCGGUAUGUGGAUCAGGGGAUCGGUAAAAUUGAAAGUUUGGUCAACGGCUAUUUCAAGGAUAAUAAAACAGCUUUUGUUUUUACUGCGGAUCAUGGAAUGACUGACUGGGGAUCUCAUGGAGCGGGUCAUCCAACAGAAACACAAACCCCUAUUGUGGCAUGGGGCGCCGGAAUCAACACGGAUCAUAUCGAUUCUUUACAUUGGGAGAACAAGAGGGACGAUAUGGAACAAGCUGAUAUCGCUCCUCUUAUGGCCGCUUUGCUGGGGAUCAAUUUCCCGGUGAAUUCAGUGGGGAAGUUACCUCUAGCUUAUCUAGCCGACGAUAUGCUAUGGAAAUCUCACGCUGCGUUGACCAAUGCCAGACAAUUGACGAGAUCCUUCCAAUCUCUGUCUCAACGCCAGCAAAACCAAAGUCUUUCGUGGCGAUUCCGGCCGUUCUGGCCAUUGGAAUCGAAUCAAGUGACUAUGCAUAACCUUCAGCAGAUAGAGAGUUCAAUUCGUUCUGGAUACUACAACGAAUCGAUCCAGCAAAGUGUUGAAUUAAUGGAUCUCUGCCUCCAAGGCAUGGAGUAUUUUUACCGUUACGACGAGUUCCAGUUGAAAAUGUGUAUUACGCUGGCCUAUAUCGGAUGGGCGGCUAUCCUGGUUGUCUUCCUUAUUCAAGAGCGGACGCCGGCAUCGAAAAAAAAAUGUGGCAAACAGUUUGGAUUGAUCGAUCAGAUCGCAUUCGGCUUAUCCGUCUUCAUCUUUAUCGUUUUGACAGUGGAAGGAGUCCCUUUUCUUUACUAUGCCUAUCAUUUACUGCCUUUGGUGUUGUGGUGGUAUUGUUUACGGCAGUCGCGAAAAAUGCUACGCCAAACCGUCCGUCUAGUCCGCAUCCGCCAUUUUAUAUGGACCGUCUUUCUCCUUGGUGGACUUGAGUUUCUAGUGGCAGGAUUUUUUCAACGGUGGUUCCUCUCUGUCGGACUCAUCUUUUUGUCUCUUUGGCCACACUGGGACCAGCGAUCGUCCAACCGUUGGCGACACCACGAGAUGUUCAAGAGUUUGUGGAUGUUUGCUUUUCUCGUUUUGGCCAUGUUUCCUGUUUUCCCCCCCGUAGGGAAACAUUCUUUUCCCAUUCUUGUGGACAUUGGAGGAAUGUUGUUGACGGUGAUGGCAUUUUGGAGCUCGUUGGUCAUGCAUCACGAUCGUGAUCGUACCGUGCUGGUUUGCUACACGAUAGCCAUACCAAUUACGCUUUAUGUCCGCCAUAGCGUCAGUGACAGUCUCGUUCAAGGACAAGGACUUCCUAUUUUGGAGCAAGUUCUUUCCUGGCUUCUUCUUGGUUUACCCUUGACAUUACCUGUCAUAGGGCCGUCCUUAUUAUGGCCUCGUUUGAUCGGGAUUGUCAUCACUUUGGCACCGUCUUUUCUUUUGUUGAGUUUGUCUUACGAAGGCAUCUUCUUUGUCGUUCUAGUCGUUGCGUUGGCCGUCUGGAUCCGGUUAGAGGCGGCAAUUCCGCCUUCAGAUUCUUUUUGGACUCAACUUCGCCGCUCUUACUUUUUCCUCUUUCUCACACUGCUUUCUUUCUUUGGACUGGGUAAUUUGGCUAGUCUGAAUAGUUUUGAUCCGAGCAGCGUCCGUUGUUUUGUCACCACCUUCUCACCGUUCACCAUGGCCGGCCUCCUGCUGUGGAAGAUUACUGUACCGUUCAUUGCCGUCUCCUCGGCUCUAUGGGCCGUUACGCUCCAGCACCAAUUGUCAAUGAAGAAUGUUUAUCUGAUGAUUUUGUUGCUGUCUGCCGCCAUGGCCGUUCAGUUUUUCCACUGGGUGACCUCCCGUGGCAGUUGGCUAGACAUUGGCACCUCCCUCUCUCAUUAUGUUAUCGUUCAAUUCACCGUUCUCUUUGUGAUGCUCCUCCGUUCCGUCGUCCAGUUCUUGACGUACGGUCCCAUUUAUUUCCACGUCCGACCUACAGCCAGCAAAUACGACAAAGACUGAAUGAAUUGAAACUUGCAUUGCCAAGGCCGACACAAUACCAAGAAGAAAGGAAUUAAACCCAGCCCAUUUCCUUUCAAUGUUCUACUAAUUCCCUCCCACAUUUUUAUUUCUUCGUUUAAUAUUCUGAAAUUCGCACACAACAAUAACAAGAAAAAAAGAAAUACAAAUGUCUCUCAUGAA
Daphnia magna is the source of this 2969-nucleotide messenger RNA. RefSeq names its product GPI ethanolamine phosphate transferase 1 (gene PIG-N). Gene Ontology annotation, cellular component: endoplasmic reticulum membrane. Gene Ontology annotation, biological process: GPI anchor biosynthetic process. The coding region runs from base 123 to 2789 and encodes 888 amino acids. NCBI's taxonomy places the organism in Eukaryota, Metazoa, Arthropoda, Branchiopoda, Diplostraca, Daphniidae. Gene Ontology annotation, molecular function: mannose-ethanolamine phosphotransferase activity. The transcript has 11 exons. The record is from RefSeq and is a predicted model, not a curated record.